Molecule: messenger RNA, 1041 nt
Organism: Acanthoscelides obtectus
Lineage: Eukaryota; Metazoa; Arthropoda; Insecta; Coleoptera; Chrysomelidae
Source: the annotation of a GenBank genome assembly
AUGUCAACGGUACGGCCAUACCUCGAUAUCAUGCCAAGAGGAACAAAUCUGCAUUUGCGACGCCUACCACCAAAUAUUAUUACACAAAUAAAGCGUGAAGUUGCGUCAGAACUAUCUAUAAAUUUACCUGCUGAUCUCCGCAAUGCUGACGAUGAACCAGUGGCCCCAGUACCGGAGGCCAACAGGCCACCCGCUGCUUCUGAGCUGGAAUUCGAAAGGAUUCAUUUGCUUUAUGAUGGAGUGGACCCUAUGAUGGAACCUAGACUUUCCAAACUAAUUUAUAAUAACAAGACUAAACCUAUAUUGAGUGAAAUCAACAAAAUUCUGGAUUCCAAAAUAACAACUGAUAUACCCAUCGAAAAUCUACACAGCCUUAUUUAUAGUGGAGCAGCAACGGUGCUAACACUAAACAAGCAGAAAAUCUCCACGGACACACAAAUUAAAAAUGUCUCAGUCACGCCAGCAUGGCAGCGCCGAAUUACUAAUAAAAUCGAUAGUAUCAGGCGGGACAUAGGAAUUCUGACACAAAAUCAAAGCUUGAACCCCAGCAGCUCAGUCACUAAGAAAGCCAAGGCCAUUCUUGGAAGGGAGCAAAGACUCGAAAACCCAACAGCAACAGAAAUACUGGAUCACCUUAAGCAAAAGCUCAAGGCUAUGGCUAAAAAGCUCCGACGGUAUAAGGAAAGUAACACAAGACGUCAACACAAUAGUCAGUUUAGCAGGAGUGAAAGGAGCUUUUAUAAAAAUUUAGAGUCAGAAGAUCACGAGCCUCAAACCCUGAAAGAAAAUAAGGUCCCCACACCAGAGGCCACGAAAACGUUUUGGGAAUCAAUCUGGGGGAACCCUGUGAUUCACAACAAUACCAGAUGGCUGUUUGAUGAGAAGAGGUCUACAUCUAGCCUCCAGACUAUGUUGGAAUGGGAAGUAACAACCGACCAAGUAACCAAGGCUAUAAACAAGACCUCGAAUUGGAAGGCACCUGGACAGGAUAAAUACAAAAUUUUUGGUAUAAACAAUUCAAGGUCAGUCAUCAACAUCUAG